AUGGCUGCCCCACCAUCGUUCAGGGCCUAUCUUAGGUCUGAGAAGAGUCCCUUGGAAAGAAAGUUGAUUCACAAAGUUGACUGGUUCAUUCUUUCCUUCUGUUGUUUGAUGUACUUCUUCAAUUACCUUGACAGAUCCAACUUGACACAAGCAUACGUCUCUGGCAUGAAGGAGGAUCUUAACUUCAAAGGGAAUCAGUUGACCCAGAUCACCACUAUCUUUACCUGUGGAUAUAUUGUGGGCAUGGUUCCCUGUAACCUGGCACUGUACUAUAUCAAACCAAGAAUCUUCUUCCCCUCCAUGGUGGUGUUCUGGGCAGCUCUUACCAUGGUCACCGCCGCCUCCGAUUCGCCAGAGCAUCUCAUGGCCAUUCGAUUUUUUGUGGGUGUUGCCGAGUCCAGUACCUUUAUCGGCACCCAUUACAUACUGGGUUCAUGGUAUACGGAGAAGGAAUUGGGCAAAAGAAGCGGCAUCUUCACGGCAUCCGGUCUUGCAGGGACCAUGUUUGGAGGCUUUAUCCAAACUGGAAUCUACUCGAGCAUGAAUGGACUCUCUGGUCUGGCGGGGUGGCGCUGGUUGUUCAUCAUCGAUGGGAUCAUUACAUUGCCGGUCGCCGUCUACGGUUUCCUCCUUUUCCCAGACACGCCUUCGACAACCUCGGCGCCAUACUUGUCCGCCGAGGAACGUGCGCUUGCAGUGUCAAGAGUGCCCGAGGUCCCGGAGCAGAAACCACUCACCCUCGCCUUCGUUAAACGAGUCUUCAGAUCCUGGCAAUUUUAUGGAUUCGUGAUGCUUUGGGUUAUUGCGGGAGAAACCGAGAGCUUCAGCACAAACAGUCUUCUGGCGUUGUACAUGAAGUCCACUCCGGACAGAGAUUACAGUGUCUAUCAAUUGAACAACUAUCCCACAGGUGUGCCUGCCGUUGGAAUCGUUUCGACAUUAUUCUGGGCCACUCUCACCGACUAUCUUGGCGGCCAGAGAUACCUGGUUGGAUAUUGGAUAGCCAUAACCGGCAUUGUGACGUCUGGCAUUCUUCUUGCUCCGUCCACUACGGUCGCCGGUCACUUUGGGGCGUACUACUGGGCGGGCUCCGUUUAUGCUUGCCAGGCCACCUUCUUUGCGUGGGCCAAUGAUGCGCUCAGAUAUGAGGAGGACUCUCUGCGAGCGAUUGUGAUAGCAUGCAUGAAUCUUGGAAGCAAUGCCGUGAAUGCGUGGUGGUCAAUUUUGUUCUACUCUGCUGACAUGGCGCCCAAAUUCACGAGAGGUAUGUGGGCGAUGAUUGCCGUGAGCAUUGCGAUGGCGAUAUGGACAGGCGGACUGCAAAUUGUCGAGAGGAUAUCGGCACGCAAGAGAAUUGUGACCACUGAAGAAGCUCUCUCUGAGAACGUCGAGAAGCAGGUGGUUCGGGAUACACAAAAGGUCUAG
Molecule: messenger RNA, 1425 nt
Organism: Rhinocladiella mackenziei CBS 650.93
Lineage: Eukaryota; Fungi; Ascomycota; Eurotiomycetes; Chaetothyriales; Herpotrichiellaceae
Exons: 3
Coding region: 1-1425 (474 amino acids)
Biological process (GO): pantothenate import across plasma membrane
Cellular component (GO): plasma membrane
Molecular function (GO): pantothenate transmembrane transporter activity
Source: RefSeq, a predicted model, not a curated record